Molecule: messenger RNA, 909 nt
Organism: Erythranthe guttata (spotted monkey flower)
Lineage: Eukaryota; Viridiplantae; Streptophyta; Magnoliopsida; Lamiales; Phrymaceae
Source: RefSeq, a predicted model, not a curated record
UAUCAUGGCCCAAAUUAAUACAAUUGACUUUUUAUUAGUGUACUUAAUUUUAUUUCAACUAAUCUUAUUAUGUUGUCUUCAAAUUCGAAUAUAUAUUUAUGUAAUGAUUCUGACUAGUGUUCUUGUAUUAUGUUAUCAGGCACAUCUGAGCUGCAUACAUACACAUAAUAUUCCAAAUCGAAAAUGAAGAGGAACGAUUCAUUCCCCGACGGAAGAACAACUUAUGAUAGGCUAGUGGCACAUAAGGAAGCCCUCGAGAAAGAGUUCAAAGGAUGGAGCGAUUGGGCGAACGAGAAGGUUAUGCUGGCUGAAAUAAUGGUGGAGAAGUCCCAAAGUGAGUUGAAAUUACUGAAGCAAGAGAAAGAAGAGCUCGACAAAUUUGACAAGGAGAGUCGGACUUUGGAGGAGGUUACGACUAAACGGCUGUCUGAAAUGCAGAUUGCAUCGGAAAACACGGUUCGAAAGAUCAAACUGGAUAGCCUUACUCUUCGCCGCCUCGAAGAGGAGAAUAUGGAGUUGAAGGAGAUGAUGGAAGAUGCUAGGUUGAAGGCUUUGGCAUCCGCUAAUAACGUGUGUGAAGCUCGGAGAAGGGAGCAAGAAACACUCAAGAAACUGCAAUCGUGCGAAAGGGAGUUAACUCUGUUAGUCGAGGAACUAGCGUGUCACAACCGUAAAAAUGCUGAGCUGGAAGAGGACCUAGGAAAGGUCAACGAAAGACGGAACCAGUUGAAGGUUCUGAUCGAGCACGAGAAGAAGGAGAAGCUAAAAGUGAGCGCGCAACUUGAUUUCUUGAGGGCGAAAAGGAAAGAAUUCAAUGAUCUGAUGAAAAUGCAAGAUGACACCAUCACACAAACGGCGGAAAAAAACAAGCAGACACUGAAGGCCAAAACCGAGGAUCUCGAAAAAUAG